This is a messenger RNA of Seriola aureovittata, 3146 nucleotides long. RefSeq lists its product as uncharacterized. Lineage: Eukaryota; Metazoa; Chordata; Actinopteri; Carangiformes; Carangidae. The record is from RefSeq and is a predicted model, not a curated record. Gene Ontology annotation, biological process: protein deubiquitination. Gene Ontology annotation, molecular function: cysteine-type deubiquitinase activity. Bases 384 to 1388 code for a protein of 334 amino acids. The transcript is spliced from 2 exons.
GCAAUGCAAAGUUUAUUUUACAUGGUUUCCCGUCAGGCUUGUUUACUAACUUACUAAUGAUUUGGAAAGCCACACAACUGUUUAUGUAAGGUCUCACACCUAACAAGUACCUUUGACUUUUUUCCCUCCGUGUCCCUUCUCGGGCUCCGUUUAACGUCACAAAGGCGUCACUAUGACGCCACUACAUAGCUCUUGCUCAGUCCGUUCCUUUUAUACGUCACAGUCGAAUGUAAUCAGUACCAAAGGUUAACAGAACAUCUCAGUAAAGGUUUUCACUCAUUUCAGCUGUAACUGUUAAUCUCCACAAGCGAAACGAAAAGAGCAGCAGAUUCUUCCAUUCACAUUUUUCAGAUUCAAACUCAUUCUAAAAAAAAAAAAAGAGCAUGCUGGCCCUGGGUUGGUUUGUGGGCUCUUUAGUCACUAAAGGUGCCAGGAGACUCGUCGAGCAUUACUUUCCACCGGAAGAGACAGAGGCAGCCCCCCCUGCCAGUCCCACAGAUAAGCCGGGUUCAAUAACAGCAGCUGGGCCACAGGCUGCAACUGUUUGUCACAAAGUCUGCAGGUUUUCCAAUGUGCAUAAUAACUGCUGGAUGAAUGCUUCAUUACAGGCUGUACUGAACAUGAGGGUCGUGCAGGAGACACUAGCGCACCGCCCCCCCGAGUAUUUGACACGACUGUCUACAACUCCACAAUUUGCUGGUCUGUUUUUAACAGCCCUCAAUAACCCAGGGAGGGUUUUCACUACAGCAGAAAUCUACGAGGUUCUGGCAGAGCUGAGCGACAGAGUGCCGACACUGAGACUGGCGCAAUACAAUGAUAUACUUGAUUUAUUGGAGCACUUCUUGCGCUGGCUCAAUCAAUGUGGAGUGAGAACGACCGCUGAGAUAAAUGAACCAAGCACGUGUGAGCAAUGUACAUUUGCCCCACGGAGAUGCACAGCCACGAGUAUUUAUUUUUUACCACCGAUGGGUAAAAAUGACACAAUUUUAUCGCUUUUGAUGCGUGAUAUGAACGCUCCGACGCAAUGCCCGAUGUGCGGCUCUGAAGUACGGAUAGAAAAGGCCCGGACCUGCCCUGACUUUUUAACUCUGUAUUUGUCUCGAACAGCUGAUGACGGGUCGAUCCUGAGGGAGCCCGUGACUCCAUCAGAAUUAAUAGAAAUCCCAAUGGAUGAAAACACGGCACAGAUAUACAGACUGUCCUCUGUCAUUUGUCACAGAGGUAUCAACACAGACCGCGGCCACUUCUGGUCAUAUUUGUUAAAAGAUGACGUCACUAUCCGAGCUGAUGAUUGUCAAAUAUCAGUCUUACCAGGAGGAAGACCGUAUGACGUACACGAGAGUGGCUUAAUUUACUUCUAUGAAAAGUGCACAUUACCUAGUGAUUAAUGGGCAUUUUCCCCUCUCAUCCAGCGACCACGUGCCUGAUCUGAGGAAGGAAAGACAUCUUCACCUGCGGGUCAGACGACAACAGGACCAGCGAUUAACACCUGAGGGCAGCACCGAGUCGCAUGCGUUUGAAUGGGUUUUCUCCGGGUGCUCCGGUUUCCUCCCACAGGAAAACAAAAACGUGCAGCUGAAGGAUCAAAGCUCUGACAUGACGAGUCAAACAAGGAGGUCUUCGAAAUAUUCCCACACGGUGGAAGCUCGCUGUAGAUGUCGACGCCAAGGCUAUCUCAGCACAGGUGCACUGAGGUGAGGCUUUAUUUACUGUUUAACAGCAGGUGUGAUAACAGCUGUGACACACUCCUGUCAGGUGCAACAUCACUCAGCGCUGUUAGCGCCUUCAUGUCAGCGGCAGACUGCAGCUGAUUCUCUUUUAAAUUUGCUUCUUAAACACACUCCUGUUUCUGUGCUGCAACAGUUUACUGAUCUGUUCUGUUCUGACAUUUAAUUACCUUUCUCUCAAAAUGAUUAGUUUUUACAUUUAUUCUCAUCUUCCGAACAUCCACACUUCUGACAGCAGAGUUUGUGUUGCCAAGUCAAAUAUAAUCUAUAUGUGACUCCAAACCUUUUGAGCUGGUGACCCCCCCAGUUUUCUUUGGAGUGCUCUAUGCCUCUAUCCAUCAGCCGACAAGUCCCCAAAGAGAUGUGAACCGAGGACAUUGUGAUUCAUGGUUUGCACCUUAAUCCAAAGGCCACCAGGUGCCUCAUGAAGCAGUAUCUGCUUGUGAUUCUUCAUCACAGGUCGACUGUGUCAAUGAGUUGCAAACAUUUUAACCAGACUGAUUUUUUUUUCCCUCCUAAACCUCAGAGGUUGUUUCAUUGGAACAGCUGACUGAGGCUUGAAGAGGUAACAUGAUCCACUAUAUUAUACACUGUCCACACAGUAUUUUUCUGUCUUCCAUGUCCCAUCAGUCCUCCUUCAGUUUUAUCUUGUAUCCUCUUCAAGAGGUCCUGACCCUCAGGUUGGGAGGGGGAAUACAGCAACUGUACAAAUGAAUGUAAGAGUCCUGUGAUAAAUGUUACCUUUAUAACUGAGUUUUAUGAAGUUAUCAUUUGAACCUAUGGUAAUUUUGAGGCUUUACUGCUGUAUUUAAAGUGUUAAUAUUUCCUCACGUCUUAUUCAAAUAUUAAGGAUACUAUUGAAUCAAUAUAUCUCUGGCAGUAUCAAGAAAUUCACUGUAGUAGUAUCUGCUGCAGAGCCAUGAUAUUCUACUUUACAUUAUGCUGUAUGUGUCUUCAUGUUAGUGUGUGUGUGCCACUUUUAUCUUCUGUCUUUCCAUAACCAAAACAGUGAAAGGUUUGUUGUAGUUUUCAGUUUUCUUCUAAUGGAUUACUGUUGCUGUGCAUUGAGAAACAUGUGACAGGGUCUCAGGGCCACCUGCUGGACAGAGUAACAGGUGCAGAGCCAGUGCCCAUCUCUGUGUGACCACGAGCUAAUUAUUAUUGACAAGGGGCUCAUGUAUACAUUCCUGUUUGAUAGUGGGAUUUAUCAAAAAAUAUUGUUGAUACAUUUCAAUUAAAUUUUGUGGAAAGUUAGAUCAUAGUGCGGCCUGUGCAGCCUUAAUGGAGGUAUGCACUUUAUAGCUUGUAUUAUAUCUUCAUAUCUUAGUGUAUAUAUCCAUACCUGACAUGUAUUGAUAGACACUGAGAGGCCAGUGGCUCAAAGUGUCUAUCUUCCACCAGACAGGUUUUUUUAAACUG